CAAAGAGUACUCAACCUCUUUUCUUCUACAUUAAACUGCUUAUGGAAAAAGUUAUUGCAAGAUCUCUUUCUUAUAGUGAUCACACACUCCCAAUGCAAAACGCAAAAGAGCUUGAAGGAGGAACCCUGUCUACGCGAUACCUGCACAGCCUACAACUAUGACCUCCACGCUUUAAUAGUCCCCAUACGUGAUUCUGGAGGAGGUGCAGCCUUGAGAGAGAUCACUGGGUAAAGAUCAAGGAUUUUGAAGCGGAACUCGAAAGGAGGGAAGGGAGAUCGGCACGGAGUUUGGAGGAGUAUCCUGUCCACUCACCACCGGGUCCAUCGGUGGGACAAGGCUACGAGGAGCCGUGAAACUCGGGGCGGGGAACUGGGGAGCCUUCCUAACUCAGCGGCACCGCAGCAGGAGGUGUCGGAGCCCAUUCGGGGUGUGACAAAGAGCGGCGAAAGCAGCGAGGAAAGAGGAUCUGAUCACGACUAGAUGGUAGUGUAAUCAAUCAAUCAUGAAAAUCACUGAAAAAUGUUAAGGAUUUAUAGUGUGAUCUGAUUAAAGGAAAGAGAUGCCUCUCCCAAAGGGAUUUCAAUCCCAUCAUUUCAUCAACUACUAAAACAACACAUGGAAAACAACAAGACUAAAGACCAAAAAUAACAUGUUCCCAAGAAAGAAAGAGAAGAGCCGCCUGGUGGACGGAACAGCUUAAAAGUUGAGCCAUCCCUAUAAUAACAGAGUUGGAAUCGAGAAAGCAGCAGAAAUCCACAGGGAUCCAACCUCUCUAGUCUCGAAUUGACUUGACAACAGAAGUGCCAAUUACUCCGGAAGUGAGAUAUAUUUGAGGACUGGUCACAAAGAUACUUUCUCAUCAGUCAUAAGAGCAAAUGAUUGCUGCAUGAAGAAAUCACUAAAUGAGGACUGUAGGUGUCUCCCCUUUCGGUCUGGAUCUCAUCUGGGGGGGCCCUGACAGUGCAGCCCCCCCAAACUUCACUUUUUUGAAAAACGGCUCUAGCCAAUCUGCUUCGCUGCUUCACUUGUGAUCGCUUAUGUGGGGGCUGCACAGCACCAGCUCCCCCACCUCGACAAGGAAUCGCUCUCCAGCCUGUCAUGCCCAGCUGUGAGCCAGUGCCACCAGCCGCCUGUCUCCCUACCAAAACUUUCCGCAGUUACCUGCCCCGGUGCCACCGGACUUACAGCUGUGUCCACUGCAGGGCACACUUGGCCAAACAUGAUGAGCUUAUCUCCAAGUCCUUCCAGGGAAGUCAUGGUCGUGCCUAUCUUUUCAAUUCUGUGGUUAAUGUGGGCUGUGGUCCAGCAGAGCAACGUCUUCUGCUCACUGGUCUCCAUUCAGUUGCUGAUAUAUUUUGUGAAAGCUGCAAGACUACACUGGGAUGGAAAUAUGAACAAGCCUUUGAGACCAGCCAGAAGUACAAAGAAGGGAAGUACAUCAUUGAGAUGUCACAUAUGGUGAAGGACAAUGGCUGGGACUGAGAAAGAAGUCUGGGUUCAUGCCCUCCUGCGUAGCAUGCCAUGCCCUUUCGUAACCCCAUUGCCACAAGUGGCACCCCAGCACAACCAACCCAGCUACCCUUCCAUCAAUCUCCUGCACAGCAUCAUCCAGGGGAAUGGAGCUUCCAGGAUCUUUCUCCCAAAGCUUCUUUCUGAAAUGCUGGACUCACUGUUUGGAGGACUCUACCUGUCCCCUAGACCAGAAGAGGAAACAUGCAGGUGGUAGAGAGUGGGAGAUUUCGGAUUGGUUUCCCCUUAGCCUGUAUAGGUUAUGUUACAUCCUGUUAGCACUUGUCUGCAUAAUACUGUGGCAUCCAGAACUGAGAACCUGGAAUCAGGUGUGAAUUUUGCAGUCCAUUGUGUAAGAAAAAACAAAAUACUUAAUGCAAUGUGACAUAAAAUAUGCUUUGGAGGCGGGUCAACAGAUCAGUUUGAUGCAUAAAAGCCAGAGAUCAUAUCCAGUAUCUCUAGCUUAAAUAAAGAAGGGCUGUGACAGGACUUCCACUACUGGCAUGGCCCUAGAUAACUGUGGACAGAUAAUGUUGAUAGCAUUGAACUGGAUAGGGCAGUGAUUCUGUGCAUUAUAAGGCACUUUCCUGUUCUCCUUUCUGAGGAGAAAUUAAGAGUUGUACAUCAGCCUACUGAUAUUGGGAACUGAAGGUUGGAUGACGUAGAUCACGUGGGGAGAUAAAAGAUAUCCUGAAGUAGGGGACAGAGGAACAGUCUCUCCAAAUGGCAGUUGCCGGUCCCUUUCCCAGACUCUGCAAUGGUAUUUUCCUUAGGUUUAUUCUAUGGAGUCCAUUAAUUUAGGUGUGAACCACCGUGUGCUUGUAAUCCCUGAGCACUAUGCCCCGCUUCCUCAACUCCCUUACCAUACAAAAAGGAUGGGCAGUGGGGUGGGGUGGGGACAACACUUUAGCACUGUCACCAGCGCAGGAAUUUUUUUGUAUAAUAAAAUUGUUUUAUAUUUUAAAACAAGCAA
Molecule: messenger RNA, 2482 nt
Organism: Thamnophis sirtalis
Lineage: Eukaryota; Metazoa; Chordata; Lepidosauria; Squamata; Natricidae
Gene: YPEL4
Product: yippee like 4
Source: RefSeq, a predicted model, not a curated record